AUGGUUAAAUCGCCUUGCUGGAUGCCGCCGGCCAGAUCAGAACACCGCUCAGUCUCUUUUGCAAAACACAAUUUAUUUGAUGAUAUUUUUAUUUACGACGUAGUGCACACACCGGGAAUUGCGACAGAUUUGAUGCACAUUGAUACCAAGGCCAAAGUUACUGAACACCUGCCGGCCGACGAAGGCUUUAAAAAAUCCCUGAAGGGGGCCGAUAUUGUUGUACUUGUACUGACUGGUCUAGACCAAUGCAUUGAUUAUUCGAGAUAUUUUCGCAAAGUUCGCUGGGACAUGUUCUGGGCGGAAACGCGGGCCCUGAGGACUUCGCUGUCUGUAAUCGGAGGUCACAGCGGUGCCACCAAUCUUCCGCUAUAUAGCCAGGCCAAGUCUGCUGUCAACCUAGAUGAUCAGACUUUGGCUGCAGUUAUUCAUCGUAUGUUUGAACGCAACGAGGGAAAGAGAUAA
Molecule: messenger RNA, 462 nt
Organism: Penicillium argentinense
Lineage: Eukaryota; Fungi; Ascomycota; Eurotiomycetes; Eurotiales; Aspergillaceae
Exons: 3
Coding region: 1-462 (153 amino acids)
Cellular component (GO): cytoplasm
Molecular function (GO): L-malate dehydrogenase (NAD+) activity
Source: RefSeq, a predicted model, not a curated record